AUGGUCAUCAUUACAAAGAAAUUGAAGACCUUUGAGGUCGUUUUCCAUGAUCCUACUAAGGCUUUCUACUGCAGUGGCGACAAGGUAGCCGGGAGUAUUGUGGUUGAGGUGUCGGAGGUGACCAAGGUGUCGGCUAUGAGAGUGUUUGGAAUUGGAUGCGCAAAAGUAGAGUACGCGAAAGGAAAGCACAGAUGCCGUGAAGACAUUGAAUAUCUGAAAUACGAAGAUACCGUUUAUCUGGAACACCAGCCUAGAGGUAAUAUUACAAACUAAAAUAUAAAGAAAAAGGCAUUUACUUAUGUCUCGAAUGUGAAUAUAGCUAUUCACUGCAGUCGGCAGGCUACACCCGGGGUCAUUCAGGGUUUACGCACUGCCACUAGUUGGCUACUGCAGUCUGCGAGUACAGUACACUGCGCAAAGAUGGAGCAUGAGAAAUUGUGCUUUAUAGACAAGCUAUAUGUUUUAUUUUCAUACGUCUAUAUUUAUGAAUGAUCAAAUGCGCCAGAGGGGAUUUCUAUUGGCCCAUAAGCACUAGAAGUGGACCAAGGGUGUCCUGUGGUCUGCAGUGGAUUGCACAAAUAGACCCAAAUAUAUUUACCUAAGAGAGAUUGUCUAAGUUCAUAGUUUAAUGAAUGGACCAUAAUGUCUUUCUCUCAUCGUCAGACUCCAAUGGCUCUGUCACUCUCAGACCAGGGAACAGAUAUGAGUACAUGUUUGGCUUCGAGCUGCCACAUCCUGGGUAAGCAUCAAGGACUGUAAAAACCUUGUUGUUGUUUGUUAUCUAUAAAGGCAAAGCAUUAUGUAAUAAUGACAGCAUCCCACAAUUAAAAUUCCACCUGCUUUUGUCACAGGCAACUGGUGUCUUCCUACAAAGGGAAGUUUGGCUGUGUCCAGUAUUAUGUCAGGGCCGUGAUGGAGAGGCCUUCCCAGCCUGCCUUGCAGUGCGAGAAACCCUUUGAGGUGGAGGAGCCCUUGGACGUCAACACCCCUGACCUCCUGGUACAUAACAGCUCAUUCACAUCAUCAUAAUUAUCACCACAAGGAAUAUAUGCCACUUGAUAGUGAUUACAUUAUACACCUUGCUACUUGACAUUGAUUGUAUUAUACACCUUGUUCUCUUGAAUGAGCCAUGUAAUGAUGAUGCUUGGCUUAAUAAUGUUAAUAACUUUGCCAUAACUAGCUAUACAUGAGAGAUUUUAAGGCCUGGGUGGAUGGUGUUAGGCUUGAUGGUUGACUUGCAAUCAACAUGCUUGGUGAUUUAUGCUUAACUCAUGCUAAUGUUUCUCAUUGUUUCUCAUCCAGGCUCCAGCUGCAGGUACGAAGGAGAAGAAGCUCACCUGCAUGUUCAUCCCAGAUGGACAUGUGUCCAUUAGCGCCAAGAUCGACCGCAAGGGCUUCUGCGAGGGCGAGUACAUCUGCAUCAAUGCCAAGUUUGAAAACACCUGCUCACGCAUCGUGGUGCCCAAGGCAGCCAUCAUGGUCAAGCACACCUACCAGGCCAAUGGCAGGACCAAGGUCCUGGGGGAGAAGCUCUCAGUCGUGAGGGGCAACCAUAUCAUCUCGGGCAUGUGUGACAUGUGGCAGGGAAAGACCAUCCGAGUGCCCAGGCUCAAGCCCUCACUCCUGGGGUGCGACAUCAUUCACGUGGACUAUGCCCUCAGGGUGAGUCAUAAACUUGAGACAACUUGUUGCUUGAUAUAGGCUAAUACCAUAAACCUCACAUUGAAAAUGAUUGAAAGGACUUGUGACCUAGGAAUGACAUCUAUCUAUCUAUCUAUCUAUCUAUCUAUCUAUCUAUCUAUCUAUCUAUCUAUCUAUCUAUCUAUCAGAUCUAUGUCCACAUUCCCGGCAGUGACAAGGUGGUCCUAGAGUUGCCCCUGGUCAUCGGGACCAUCCCCUUCAAUGGCUUUGGCAGCCGCACCAACAGCAUGAGCAGCCAGGCAGAGUCCCUUAACACCCCCUCCAGUAGUUUUGCAUCCCUGCGCCUCCCGUCACAACCACCCAGCUACAGCAACAUCUCCCGCGACUGCCGUAUCGACUCCCCCCUCACACCGCUGCUGGUCGACUACGACGCAGAUGAUGAAGGACUGUUCAUGCGCGCCCCCGAGCUUUGGUACCCUCCUCCCCCUGCCUACUCUGAGGUAAGGAGAUGGAGAAUAGAAGAUUGACAUUUAACAGAUAUAGUCACUUACUAGUGAAAAGUUAAGUAGAUAGCACUGAAUUGGCACCGUUGCAAAUGUGGUCUAAUUAUUUUAUUUCCAACUGUUUCUCUCUUUCUUUCCAACUUUCUUUCAGGUCGACGAGGAUCUCAAACAGCAAGGGCCAUGUUCUUCAGGUCUGCUGAACCACGAGUAAGAGUUGCAGUUAACCCCUGUUGUAGUCUAAGCACUAGUGCAGGGUUCUUCAAUUCUGGUCCUGGAGGGCCGAAACACCUCUGUUUUUCAUCCUCUCCUUCUAAUCAGGGGCUAAUUCAGACCUGGGACACCAGGUGAGUGCAAUUAACUACCAGGUAGAAAUAAAAAACAGAAGUGUUUCGGCCCUCCAGGACCGGAAUUGAAGAACCCUGCACUAGUGAGAUCAAGGAACGGACUGGUGACUGGUUAAAGAGCAGCACAGCUGUGAAGCAGAGAGAGUGGGGGACCCUAGCCCUGAAGACUCUUUCAAGGAACAGAACUGAGAUGUGGACUUGAGAGUCAAGUUGAAGUGAAAAUAUUCAGGCUGAAUGAGUAUGGCUUGUAGAUGUUGGUGUCCACGUUCACUAUCACAAUUGCAGUCUUCAGAAACUGAUCGUUCUAUGUCUGUCUGUAACCCUCUAGUCAUUCCAUGGUAGUUCUGUACUUCAAUGUGUUUCAGCAUUUUGACAGUUGCCAUAUUCUCUCAGAGGAAUGAAACAAUGUUAGAAUUCACAUCCAUACAUUGUGUGCACAGCUAUCAUUUUAGGUCAGACAGAUACGAUGCAGUGACCAUGCAAAAGUAAUGAAGGGAUAGGAAGUGUUUCAAUUUGUAUAUUCUAUUGCACUUUAUAUGAAUAUAAAUGGCUCUGUAAUUAGAUAAUGAAAAAUUACAUAUUUUUGUAUUCAUAGUAGUCCCAGAUCAUACUAGGUAAUUUUACAAUAAUGUUAACUCAAUGGUUUAUGGUAGAAGAGAGAGACAUUUCAUGGUAAAGACCAAGCUUGUCGAAUGGGAAUGACUAAAUGGGAGAUCUACAUUAUGUUUUGAAUUUGGGUAUGUGAAAAUGCGAGAAGUAUUUUAUAUAAGGAGACCCUAUGGGUUGGUUUUCUAUGCAAAGAAAAAAUAAAUAUGACAUUCUGAAUUGUUUGUUUGCCUCUCUUGUAUUUGCUUAUUUUCAAGGACUGAAAAAUAUACAUCUCCAAAGAUUCUAGAUUUGACCUUAGGUAAAUGAACAGUUUGGAAUGUGUUCUGGUUCUAUUCUCUUCCAGCAAGGUCGUCAAUGCAUUUGACCAGUAAGUAAGCCUUGUCCAUGCCAGAAUGGCAGGAGCCUAUCUCCUGUUUCUGUAGCAUGAGGCAGCUUGAUGUACAAGUACAUCUCUCGGACAGGACACUAGUCUGUUGCAGGGCCUUACCCCAAAUCCAUCUCCUUAAUGCUGAGUGCCAAUCAGGGAAGCAUUAGGUCCCAUAUUUGGCGUCUUUGGUAUGACUCCAUAUGGGAUCAAACCCACACCCUUCCAAUAUCAGGGUGGACACUCUAACCACAAUGCCACUGCAUUUGACCAAUGGCCCUUCAUAAAUUACCUCUCAGCGGAGGGGCUGCAUAUUGACACUGUCAUUGAAACAAUGGGAAGUGUAGAGCAACUCUUUAGUAAUUAAGUCACUUAUUCAUCCAUACUAACAGUAACUCAUGGGAAAUUAUAUAAUUAUCCAGCUGACAGCAGGGAAUCUGAUGAAACAAACAUACCUGCUGUAAAUGACCUUUUAGGUUAGGUUAGGUGAACCACAGUUCAUCAGCAGAAUGAAAUGUUGAAGAGAUGUUAUUGUUGUUGUUCACUGACCAUGAAUUAUAACUCAUGACCAAAUUACAGACUUAGGUACCAAAUAAAUGUCAUAAAUUCAAACUGCUCAGAUGUUGUUCACAUAGAAAACAAACACGCCUUUAUACUAUUGGCUACAUAGAAAAACAUUCAAAUGAUAGAACACUUUUUAUUGCCAUGAAGUUGUUUACACAGUUGAGGAACAAUAUUGUUUUUCUGUAAAUAUCAAAGAGCAAGAGGAUAUAAAUUAGGCUUAUUCAAAUAACCCAGAAUAUCCUAGGGAAGUAUAAGUACACUACAUUACCAAAAGUAUGUGGACACCUACUCGUCAAACAUCUCAUUCCAAAAUCAUGGGUAAUGCAAUAUGGAGUUGAUCCCCCAUUUGCUGCUAUAAUGAUCCCGAUGAACAGUUCUUGCUUCCAGAGGCAGUUUGGAACUUGGAAGUGAGUGUUGCAACCAAGGACAAAUGAUUUUUACGCGCUACGCGCUUCAGCACUCAGCAGUCCUGUUCUGUGAGCUUGUGUGGCCUACCACUUCGCGGCUGAGCCGUUGUUGCUCCUAGACGUUUCCACUUCACAAUAACAGCACUUACAGUUGACCAGGGCAGCUCUAGCAGGGCAGAAAUUUGACAAACUGGCUUAUUGGAAAGGUGACAUCCUAUGACGGUGCCACAUUGAAAGCCACUGAACUCUUCAGUAAGGCCAUUCUACUGCCAAUGUUUGUCUAUGGAGAUUGCAUGGCAGUGUGCUUGAUUUUAUACACCUGUCAGCAAUGGGUGUGGAUGAAAUAGCCGAAUCCACUCAUUUGAAGGGGUGUCCACAUACUUUUGUAUAUAUAAUGUUUGAAAAUAAAGAUCUCAAGAAGAACUAGGGGAAAGGUUGAUCAGCAGAUAUGUACAGUAUAUAAAGGAGAGUGAUGGAAAUGAACAGAUAGGCUGACCAAAAUAACCCAGUGCAUCAAUCUGUCUCUCUCUCUCUCUCUCUCUCUCUCUCACUCUCUCUCUCUCUCACGCACACACACACACACCUGUUGCCAUGGCUGACAUGUUUUUAUUUACAGUUUCUGAUUAGCUGGAAAAAAUGUGGGACCAACCCUAUGUGAGUUGACUUCAUGUGGCACAGAAGAUCCAGUGGUACUCUUAGGGAUUAGCUAGGUUGUGGAUGGCAUUGAGGUGACACACACCCUAACUGGGCAGGACAAACGUGACAACCAGACAGGCUGUGUACACUAUAAGCCAGGGUUAUGACAAGCAGGGAAAACAUAUGGAUACUUAUGGGUAAUCUGGAAACAAUACUCAGUAGGCCUAACAUAAGAUAACAUAUAGUUUAUUAGUCCACACGAGAUGGACAUCUGUCUUCUGAUUUUAUCCAUCCCCACCCCCGAUAUACACACACACACACACAGACACACAGAAACACACAUCAGGUUGGAGAGGCUGGAGCAGAGGACAGCCGCAGUGCAGUUCCCAAUGAGCAGGUUAGGGGGUUAAGUUCCUUGCUAAAGAGAAUAUCAGCAGUAGGUUGCCGGCUCACUCCCCCCCUCCCAUCAAGGCUUUCGCUGCUCCCAUUACAUACAGGAUUGUAAAGUGGCAUUCAUGUAGGACUCUAUAUGCAUGCGUUAGCCUGAAGAGCAGAGGGCUGGGGUGGUGGUUAAUGACAACCACACCAAGUUGGGUAGCCGGCAACAAGCCACCAGAAACCCUAUGCUGUUGUUUACUCACUUCUACAGCUGUUCGCAAAGAGCAAUCCCUCUCAAAAAAGCAUCUGUGUCUCUCUCUCUCUCUCUCUCUCUCUCUCUCUCUCCCUCUCUCCCUCCCAGCUGUCUGUUGAGGGCCCACCAACUCAAUGUUAUCCCACAGGAUCUUGCCAAGUAGGUCGUUGUCACGACACCCCAUCUACCCCUGGAGCAUGGCUGAUGCCAACCUAAACCUUACCCAACUAGGAAUCUCAAGGCAUGAUUUGGCACCAGCCGCCUUUUCACCAAACAUAGAACUACAUUAUUUUUUGGAAACCUGUAUGCAUCAAAACUAUUAUAUUACACACAGCGAGACACACAUAAAUACCAAAAAAUAACCCAACACUUCAUAUCCCUAGAACUGUUAGUAAGAGUUGCAGUGUAAUGACACACUUCUCACAUCAACGAGUACAUCCCACUGUGAUAAUGUCACGAUCGUCGAAAGGAUUGGACCAAUGCGCAGCGUGGAAUGCGAACAUACUUUAUUAAUUAUUCACCACACGACCAAAACGAUACGUGAAGUCCUUGGUAACAAAACACAAACCAUACACGGAACAAGAUCCCACAAUACACUGUGGCAAACAGGCUGCCUAAGUAUGGUUCCCAAUCAGAGACAACAAGCAACAGCUGAUUCUCGUUGCCUCUGAUUGAGAACCACCCCGGCCAACAUAGAUACACAUGAACUAGAUCCUACAUAGAAACACAAACACAUAGAAUCUACACACCCUGGCUCAACAUAUAAGAGUCCCAGAGCCAGGGCGUGACAGAUAAAAUUAUAAGCUGACACCUCUCGAUAUAUAGCACAAGCACAGAAGAUCAAACUGAGUUGGGGUCUAAUAAUAUCAUGCUAAACAUUUGGUCCCAUGGUGAAAAAGUCCUCUGGGGUCCAUUGGACAGUGUGUUUCAACCAUAUGUGUUUAUAUAACCAGCUAAGCUUUGAACAGCGCCCUAACUUGCCUCGAGAUUGUGACUGAGGUCUCCCGGCUCGUCCAUGUUGCCCAUUUGAACCACUGCUCAAUCAUAGCUGUACUGUGCAGCACAAUGAAAAUCAGUUGCUCUGAGAAAGACAGUUUGUUGAAACGCUUUAAUUUGUGUGCUAUUAAUCUCACAUAUAUCUUGUAUCAAUUGUCCUUCAGUAUUGUUGCAGUCUAUAUGGCCGAUAAACAACCUUCCAUCCAUUUUCUAUUUUAAGUGGGUUUGACUUGAAUUUUAAGUGGGUUUGACUUAUUCACUCACACUCCACACUUAGCAUCAGCCCUAUAUGAUUGAAAGGUUUUGGCUUGUUACAGAUAUAGGACAGUGUGCAUGCACUCUAUCGUACCUCUAUUUCAGCUACCCUGAAAGCAAAUCCGGCAGCAAAGGAAAUGAAGAAAAGAAAGAGAUGGUCAACAAACUAAAUAUAGGCUAACUGCUGCAACUACGUCCAAAGGUUAAACUUCAAGAAAAGCAACGACUUUUCAAAGGCCAACCAUUUCAUUCAGCUUCCCUUUGAGAGAGCUGGGUUGAUUUUGCUUUGACCUGACUUUCUGUUCGUACAAUGGCCCUCCCCACUCACCCAUGACAUCUCCUUUCUGUGAUCAUGAGCCAUCAUCACUACCCUGUCGGCCAAUACGUGUCAGUCACGUAGUGUAUGAUUGGUGGACAUCUAACUUACAUUAAUUCAGUGUGUGAUGAUGAUGACAUGCCAUGUGUAUUAGAGGUCAGGGCUUUUACAGUUUUUUAAAAAUCGCUUUGGUACUAUUUUCACAAGUACAGUGCAUUCGGAAAGUAUUCAGACCCCUUGACUUUUUCCACAUUUUGUUACGUUACAGCAUUAUUCUAAAAUUGAUUAAAUAAAACAUUUUCCUCAUCAAUCUACACACAAUACCACAUAAUGACAAAAAUAAAAAAGGGUUUUAGAAAUGUUUGCAAAUUUAUUUAAAAAACAAAACAGAAAUACCUUAUUUACAUAAGUAUUCAGACCCUUUGCUAUGAGACUCGAAAUUGAGCUCAGGUGCAUCCUGUUUCCAUUGAUCAUCCUUGAGAUGUUUCUACAAUUUGAUUGGAGUCCACCUGUGGUAAAUUCAAUUGCUUGGACAUGAUUUGGAAAGCCACACACCUGUCUAUAUAAGGUCCCACAGUUGACAGUGCAUGUCAGAGCAAAAUCCAAGCCAUGAGGUCGAAGGAAUUGUCCGUAGAACUUCGAGACAGGAUUGUGGAGGCACAGAUCUGGGGAAUGGUACCAAAAAAUGUCUGCAGCAUGAAGGUCCCCAGGAACACAAUGGCCUCCAUCAUUAUUAAUUGGAAGAAGUUUGGAAACACCAAGACUCUCCCUAGAGCUGGCCGCCCAGCCAAACUGAGCAAUUGGGAGAGAAGGGCCUUGGUCAAGGAGGUGACCAAGAACCCGAUGGUCACUCUGACAGAGCUCCAGAGUUCGUCUGUGGAGAUGGGAGAACCUUCCAGGAGGACAACCAUCUCUGCAGCACUCCACCAAUCAGGCCUUUAUGGUAGAGUGGCCAGAUGGAAGCCACUCCUCAGUAAAAGGCACAUGACAGCCCACUUGGUGUUUGCCAAAGGCACCUAAAGGACUAUCAUACCAUGAGAAACAAGAUUCUCUGGUCUGAUGAAAACAAGAUUGAACUCUUUGGCCUGAAUGCCAAGUGUCACAUCAUGAGGAAACCUGGCACCAUCCCUACCGUGAAGCAUGGUGGUGGCAGCAUCAUGCUGUGGGGAUGUUUUUUAGCGGCAGGGACUGGGAGACUAGUCAGGAUCAUGGCAAAGAUUAACAGAGCAAAGUACAGAGAGAUCCUUGAUGAAAACCUGCUCCAGAGCGCUCAGGACCUCAGACUGGGGCGAAGGUUCACCUUUCAACAGGACAACGACCCUAAGCACACAGCCAAGACAACGCAGGAGUGGCUUUGGGACAAGUCUCUGAAUGUCCUUGAGUGGCCCAGCCAGAGCCCAGACUUGAACCCGAUCGAACAUCUCUGGAGAGACCUGAAAAUAGCUGUGCAGCGACGCUCCCCAUCUAACCCGACAGAGCUUGAGAGGAUCUGCAGGGAGAAAUUCCCCAAAUACAGGUGUGCCAAGUUUGUAGGGUCAUACCCAAGAAGACUUGAGGCUGUAAUCGCUGCCAAAGGUGCUUCAACAAAGCACAGAGUAAAGGGUCUGAAUACUUAUGUAAAUGUGAUGUUUCAGUUUUUAUUUUUAAUACAUUUGCAAAAAUGUCUAAAAACCUGUUUUUGCUUUGACGUUGUGGGGUAUUGUGUGUAGAUUGAUGAGGGGGGAAAAAACAAUUAAAUCAAUUUUAGAAUAAGGCUGUAACGUAACAAAAUGUGGAAAAAGUCAAUGGGUCUGAAUACUUUCCGAAUGCACUGUAUGUGGUAACAUUUCACAACUCUUAGUACAAAACUCAAAACAGAUCAUCAAAAAGGCUGUUAUUUCUCAACUUUAAGCACAUUUUCAAUUGACUUAGUACAACAUACAAAACCAUACAGUAACUUUUUCACCAAACCUAAUCAGUGUUUCAUCUAGAAAUACCUUUCAUAUAAUUGUCUUUCACAAUGCAAUGCUCACAAUACUUGUCAUAUGAUUCUGUUCUCAUUUGUUUAAAUACAUUUGACCAUCACUUAAUCCAAUGCGCUUAAUGGUUAAUCACUUAAACGUUUGAUAAACCUAUAGAUUUUAAACUGGUUUGUCUACUAUACAGUGAGGGAAAAAAGUAUUUGAUCCCAUGCUGAUUUUGUACGUUUGCCCACUAACAAAGAAAUGAUCAGUCUAUAAUUUUAAUGGUAGGUUUAUUUGAACAGUGAGAGACAGAAUAACAACAAAACAAUCCAGAAAAAAGCUUGUCAAAAAUGUUAUAAAUUGAUUUGCAUUUUAAUGAGGGAAAUAAGUAUUUGACCCCCUCUCAAUCAGAAAGAUUUCUGGCUUCCAGGUGUCUUUUAUUUAGGUAACGAGCUGAGAUUAGGAGCACACUAAAGGGAGUGCUCCUAAUCUCAGUUUGUUACCUGUAUAAAAGACACCUGUCCACAGAAGCAAUCAAUCAAUCAGAUUCUCUCCACCAUGGCCAAGACCAAAGAGCUCUCCAAGGAUGUCAGGGACAAGAUUGUAGACCUACACAAGGCUGGAAUGGGCUACAAGACCAUCGCCAAGCAGCUUGGUGAGAAGGUGACAACAGUUGGUGCGAUUAUUCGCAAAUGGAAGAAACACAAAAUAACUGUCAAUCUCCCUUGGCCUGGGGCUCCAUGCAAGAUCUUACCUCGUGGAGUUGCAAUGAUCAUGAAAACCGUUAAGUCUGCAGGAUAUGCACUAUGCUUUACCAUUAUUUACAGUAAAUUACAUAUUGUAAUGCAUGUGAAUUCACAAAACAUGUUAGAGUGUUGUUACAGUAUGAUCUAGUGACAGAAUACUCUGUUCUACCUUCAGAAUUGACAGAAGACCCCAUGGUGGUGGUCGUGUGCUGA
Coregonus sp. 'balchen' is the source of this 10168-nucleotide messenger RNA. NCBI's taxonomy places the organism in Eukaryota, Metazoa, Chordata, Actinopteri, Salmoniformes, Salmonidae. The record is from the annotation of a GenBank genome assembly.